Messenger RNA from Oldenlandia corymbosa var. corymbosa, 1887 nucleotides. Lineage: Eukaryota; Viridiplantae; Streptophyta; Magnoliopsida; Gentianales; Rubiaceae. The record is from the annotation of a GenBank genome assembly.
AUGGCUGAAACUAACCAAAAUGCAAUUUCAGUUGUUGAACCUGAAGAUUUUGUUGAAACUAUGAAUGGAAGUGCUAUGGAUAAUCCAAUUGUCAUCCCAUCUGAAGAUUCAUUGCUACACCACCAAAUGAUGUUGGUGCUACAGGGAAGCAAAAUUCAAGCAACCAUUCCUGGAAGAAUUGUGAAAGAUUUUGCAGAUUCUUUCAAAGAAGGUUGUGUUAGACGAUUAUCAAGAUUUGACAGUUGUCUUAAUAUUAGUGGGGGAUUCAGAUGUGCUAAGCACGAAUACAAAAUUGUGUUCAUGUCAAACACAAAUGUUGAAGCUGCAUUUAAUUUUGACAUCCCAGAUCAUGUGUUUGAGUUCACACUAUUGGCAGAAGUUACAAACUUUGUGGCCAACUUUGAUUAUUGUUUUGGCCACAUCAUGGCUUACAGCGAUCCAAUUGUUAAAAAUGAAAAGAAGAGGAUUUCAGUGGAGCUUGAAGAUGAAAGGGCUGACAAGCUAAAGGUUACUUUAUGGGGUGAACAUGCUGAUCAAGUCACUAAAUAUAUGUUUAACAAUCCUCCGUUUCCUGUGGUUCUCAUUGUUCAAUAUGUUAAGUGCAAAAAAUACUACUGCGAGUUCAAGUUACAAGUGUAUGCAAUGGAUGCUACUGGUAGCAGAAUUUUGACCCUUUUGGAUAGGAUGGUCUACAAUUUUAUCAAUAAGUCUGCAGAAAAACUCUGUGAACAGGCAGGAAAAGAUUACCCUAAAAUACUAGAUGAGAUUGUUGGCAAGAAAUGUCUGUUCAAGGUGGAUGUCUCUAGAUACAAUAUCAGGAAUAGUAGUAGUGAGAUUUCUAUUGCUAGGUUUACUACUAAUGCAGAAAUGAUCAAGAAGUACAUUGAUGAUGUUUUUGAAGAUCAGACUGCAGUAUCCUGCACUGGAGAUACAGGGAAUUUGGCCGAUGACAUGGCUGACAGUCCUCCUCCAAAAAAUAAAAGUGCAGGAAGCUGCGGUGAGGACAGUGUCAAAUCCAAUCCCAACAGACGUUUAUUUUAUUUUAAUUAUGAUGGAUGUGAAAGGAUUCACCCAGAUAUCAAUGCAAGAACUGGUAACCGCUAUCUGUUGAGAUUAGAUGAUAGUACAUCCAAACAAGCUGCUAUUAAAAAAUGUUUCUAUAAUGGUAUUGAUUGGCCUUCAAAUCAAACUACAGCAAAGUGUGUUGAUGUUAAGCGCAAUCAAUGGGAGUUCAUGAUCAUGAAGGAAAAUAAUGAACCAGUGAAGUUGACACAGUGGACUAUAUGCAGCAACGGUGAUCCUAACACAUUUUCUGCAGUCAUGACUGACACUGUAAUCCACCAUGGCAGAUUGGAGGCACCCUGGCAUAUAGUACGCCGAUUGAAGUUAGAUGACUACACAAAUGCUAUUUUAUACUAUGAUGGAGUUCCAGUAAUUAACAUGCAACGAGCUAUCACUAAUGACAAUCCACAUCGGUUUGUUAUUGAAGGUGAUAUAAAGUACAUGGUGGAUUUGAAGAAAAUACCUUUAGAAAAUUUCAUAAUGGUAAAUUCUUCUGCAAAAGAAGCAAGAUUGUUUAGGAAAGAUUUAUUAAUAGCAAAAAGGAACUGUGAUGAGAAUCAUGUAGCCUUCCAUGAAGGUUCUCCUAGUGAGGGGAAUGAGUUAGUCCUUCAUUCUAGAUUUGGAAUGCCAAGUUUACUUUGCAAGCCAAUCAAGGAAGAAAGGAUAGAUCUUGACUACCUAUGUGAUAGGGAGUUGGUUCAAGAGAGCUAUGAUCAAGGUGAUGAGAAUGUCAUUAACUUUGGGGUGCAAACCAAAGGAGAUGAAGACCUCGUGGAAAUAAGUACUGAAGAGUAUCAAGAGAGUUUGACUCUGUGUGCUCCAUGA